AUGGAAGGUUUGAUUCCAUUUGUAUACAAGGCAGUAGUACAAUAUAGGAAUGGGGGUCGACAAGCUUCAAAUAUGGGUAAUUCAUCAUGGUACAGCGAAUCAUCAAUAUCAACAUCUUACAUGAGGCUUCCUACAGAUGGUGGUGAAUCGGGGCGUUUUCAAGAUACUAAUCAAGUUGAACUAUUCUCGUCGAAUUCCAUGGUUGUUACUGCCACUUCCGCUGUUCAAUCACCUCUUGUUUCUCGUCGACUUGUAUCUUCUUCGUGGCAAUGA
Molecule: messenger RNA, 273 nt
Organism: Papaver somniferum (opium poppy)
Lineage: Eukaryota; Viridiplantae; Streptophyta; Magnoliopsida; Ranunculales; Papaveraceae
Exons: 1
Coding region: 1-273 (90 amino acids)
Source: RefSeq, a predicted model, not a curated record